GGGGCGGGGCCGGAAGUGACGAAAAUGGGAGGCGACGCGGCCGGGGAUGAGAAGGGCGGGAAUUUCGACUUUGGAGGCUGGAAGGCGGAAGGAAGUGGCGAGAGAAUCCCGGAGAAGCCCCGGCCUCUCUCUCGGUCGAGGUGAGCCCCCCCACCAUAUAAAGGGAAAUUAAUAAUAAAUGGCCAGUAAUAAUAAUAAUAAUAAUAAUAAUAUAACGUUGUUGUCGGGAGCUGGUGGUUGCUUUGUUUUAUCUAUCUAUCUAUCUAUCUAUUUAUCUGUCAUCACUAAAUUUGCAUGCCUCCCUUGACCCAAAGAUCACAGGGCGGCUCACAACAUGAAAACACAGAAUAUAUAAAAAAAAGCAUCAAGAAAGGCGAGGAGUCCUCUCCCCCCCCCAUUUCGAUAAAGCAGUUCAAAUUACCUGUAUAACAAAUUAACCCAGAAAGCUUAACGUUAUUGUCUUAACACAAGCGAUAUUUUGGUAAUCUAGAUGAUAGCAUCUGUAUUAUUGUGGGGAAAGUCACGUUACAUGUAUUGUCUAAACGCAGCUAGCCUAAAUUUUUCAUAACGAUGCCAUUGGUAUUCAGGUUGUUUUGCUACUUCUAGACUACUUCUCAAUCACAUUUUUGGAGGGUGUUGUACCUUUGUGUGCAAGAAUUACAUCUCAUGAAUCACGUACAAGAGGAAACCAGGGGGGGGGGGAGAGAUAGCUCCAUAUAGUUUUUCUAUUUCUGUUAUGUUGUCAGGUAUUUACUACCUUGCAGUCAUACUCCUCAGACUGAACAUUGCAAUUCUACCAUCAUUUUCUACAUAUUUAUUAUCACAGUUGCUUUGACAUGGAGCACUACAAUAAACCAAUAUUUUUACAGUUGACAAUAAGGAUCUCCCAGAUCUUAGAUAUAGUAUAAUGUCUAUUUAUUUUUUUCAGUUAGGUUUCUAUGAAAUGGACAAAGCUGCAGGUGACUUAAAACUGGCUCUUCACAAUGGAUGUGAAUCCUUGCAGAUACAUGUAGAAGUUCAUCAAAAAUCAAACAGGUUGGUGUAAAAAUUUCCAUUUCAGAAACCCCUUUCAUCCUCACUUGCAGCAGAAUGUCAUGUGCUGAAGCGGGGGUGGGGGUGGGGGGGACAAACAAUAAGUCCCAGAAGCUGACUAGACAUGGUGGGGCUCAAAACCAUGUGUAGAUCUCAUCCACACUGUAUAAAAGGUUUAGAAAAAACAGCCUUAUUUCGUAAUGAAGUUGCUGCAAGUUCUGUGAGUUGCCUUAUACAGAUCAUUGGUCCAUCUAGCCCCCAACACUCCAAGAUAACUUUCAGAGAUACUGAAAAUUGCACAUAGGACCUUCAUGCAACGUAAAUGAUCUGCCACAGAACUUUGCUAUCUUCCACAUUCUAAAGAUUAAGGAAAUCGUAUUUUCAGGAGGAGAAUCAGUUACGUUGGUAACUUUUGUUACUUUUGUAUACUUGUGGCUAAAAAGCAUAUUUUCACCUGUGCCCAUUUGGCUGAUGGCAGGGGACCUUUCCUCUGUACAGUGAAGCUUAGUGCAUAAGGUUUAGGCAGGUCGAUUUUGUUUUACCGUAUUUUUUGCUCUAUAAGACUCACUUUUUCCCUCCUAAAAAGUAAGGGGAAAUGUGUGUGCGUCUUAUGGAGCGAAUGCAGACUGUGCAGCUAUCCCAGAAGCCAGAACAGCAAGAGGGAUUGCUGCUUUCACUGCGCAGCAAUCCCUCUUCCUGUUCUGGCUUCUGAGAUUCAGAAUAUUUUUUUUUCUUGUUUUCCUCCUCCAAAAACUAGGUGCGUCUUGUGGUCUGGUGCGUCUUAUAGAGCAAAAAAUACGGUAUAUUUUUCUCUUUCUGCAGGCCCUUCACCUGAGAGCAGCUUGCUCAAUCCCUAGUAGGAUACCAUAAUCAAGAGUGUGAGGGUUCGCUGCUGGGCAUACUUUUCACAGCCUCUGAGUGGGUGGGGUCUCCUUGCACCAGGUCUUUUCUAGCUGUAACGGUUAUGCCUGAAGUUAUGAUGUUUUUCUCUUUUACCCAGCACUGCAAAGGAAGAUGAUAUCAAACUGGGUGUCUUAAAACUACUAGAAAGGCAUCCUGUGGUCUUUGGUGAUUACAAAUGGACUGAGUUUGAUGAUUAUUUCCUGACAAAUAAUGUGCAGUCCAUUGCAGUUGUGGACACAGAGCUAAAGUUGAAGGAAAGACAGGUAUUACCUUAUGGCUUACCUUAUUCAAAACUUAUGGGGUGUGUGGAAGGCUGCAGCUUGUUACUAUUAAAUAAGAUCAUGAAAGCGGAGGUAACGUCCACUACAAUUGCUGUUAAGUGCAUUUGUCUGGAUCAUGAAUGCUUUCUGCAAUCCAAAUUCCCCCGUAUUGUUGGCUCCCCUUUUCCAACUGCUACUGGAGAAUGCAUGCAUUGUGUAAGUUUUCAGUUUUGAAUGCUCGUGUGAAAAUAGAAUGCCAGAUAGAAAACUGACAUGACAGAGAAUGGGUGGACAACAGCAUUUCUCCCAGAAGUGCCACUUUUUCUUAAUAUGAAGUGUUCGCUGCACACACCACUACCCGCAAGAGGGAGCACUGAAAAUUGUAUUUUCCUCCUACAGUCUGAAGUGGUGAAGUUCACGCUACCACCUCAUUCUCUUCCAUGUAUAGAUGAGGGCUUAUAAUUCAUGGUAAGUUUAAUUAGACUAGGCCAGACUCCUUUGGGAGCCAGUGUGGUGUAGUGGUUAAGAGAGUAGUCUCGUAAUCUGGUGAACCGGGUUCACAUCCCUGCUCCUCCACAUGCAGCUGCUGGGUGACCUUGGGCUAGUCACACUUCUCUGAAGUCUCUUAGCCCCACUCACCUCACAGAGUGUUUGUUGUGGGGGAGGAAGGGAAAGGAGAUUGUUAGCCGCUUUGAGAUUCCUUAGGGUAGUGAUAAAGCGGGAUAUCAAAUCCAAACUCUUCUUCUUCUUCUUCUUUGAAAACUACCUCAGACAAUUUUUACCACCACUUGAGAAACUGGACACUUUACCUUGCUUUAACAAAAGUUAUCUUAAAAGAUGUAUCCAGGUUGCUUGCCAGAGAGUUCUCAUGUGGUUUUUCCUCUUCAUUACAGGCAAUAAAUCUGAGUAAGUGCAACCUUUCAUUACACAUUUUUCAUCUCGGUGAAGAAGGGCCCAGUGCUGAAAAUCUGGAGGCAGAGGAUGAGAAUAUUGUUGCGGCUAAUCACUGGGUGUUACCAGCAGGUAUUUUUAAAUUAUUUAUAGUUUUUAAGAUGGUCCUGAUGGAGUUGGAACAGCAUAGGAUUAGAAUGUACUAGUCAAGAGGAAGUAGAAGGAUGGUUUGAUUAUUUAUGUGGGCAGGGACAGAUUUAGAUUAAAACUGAUGGGAGCAAGCAAGAAAUUGAAAACUGCAUAGAACACUAAAUUAGAGUACACUGGUCCUGCCACUUAUUUGUAAUGGGGGUUUGAGCCCCAUGUUGGACAAAAGAUUCCUGCAUUACAGGGGUUGGACUAGAUCAGGGGUUGGCAAGAUCCCUCCGUGGCCUGGUUUGCGGGCGCGUGUGAGUAUGCACACCCAUUAUUUCCGGCGCAUGCGCAGACACAAUUUCCAGCACUGCAGAAGUGAGUCCCUGUGCCAUGCUGCGCCAGGGACUCGGUUCAGGGGCAGCUCGUGGGCCAGUUAAACGACCCCCAUGGGCCGCUUGUGGUUAAGAGCCUACCCCUGGACUAGAUUAUCCUAAUGGCCCCUUCAAACUCUAUGAUUCUACUAUGCAUGGAAAUAAAUGAAGAGCGAGAGGAGUCCUAGAUCUCACGCAAACGUCCCAGAGCCCAGUAAGCAAGGUGGAGGGCUCAAAAAGUUCUUUCCAUGACUUGACUCAAAUGUACAGGUGAUGGGGAAACUCGGGUGGAACGAAGCGCGGAGUGGUCGAGAUGCCUGUGACAGCGGGGCCAUAUGGCCAAUCCCAACCCAGUUGCUUUGACAGAGUGAAAAUGGGCUUCAUGAUGGGCUUUGCUGUUGGUAUGGCAGCAGGUGCACUGUUCGGCACAUUUUCUUGUCUCAGGUUUGGCAUGAGAGGGUGAGAACUGAUGGGUGGUGUUGGCAAAACCAUGAUGCAGAGUGGUGGAACUUUUGGGACAUUUAUGGCAAUUGGCAUGGGAAUCCGCUGUUAAUGUUACUUUUCUAUCACGAAGACCAAUGCCCCUGCAAGUUGGAAGUUCUGCUAUGUAGUAGAAUAAAAAUCUCUGCACCAGGAUUGAAUAAUCCAUCAAAAAAUAAAUAAAUGUACAGGUGAUUAGAUUGCAGAUGGGGAAUCUUUGGCCAUGCUGGCUGGGGCUGAUGGGAGCUGGAGUCCAGCAACAUUUGGAAGGGAACAGGUCCCACACCAAGGCUGAAAUGCAUCAUGUUGUCUUAACCGGAAUAAGAAAUAUGACGUGAUCCUAUGUAUGUGUGUUCAUAAGUAUGUUCAGUGCAGAGAAUGCAGCACUGCAGCACCACCAAAGUUGGUGUAAUUCAUUAAGUAGCAAAUGGGUUGUUGGGUUUAAAAAUGAUAUUUUGAUUUGCAAAACCACACAUUGGAAAUGAUGCAUAAUGGUUCUAUGUUUCAGCUGAAUUCCAUGGUCUAUGGGAGAGCCUUAUUUAUGAUGCUGAGAUAAAAUCAGAUGUAAGUUGAAAGUAUUAAGUUUUUAUCUGGGAUAUAAACGGUUCUUCAUUGUAAACUUUAACUGAACUAGAUGAGUUGUCCACUCUUACUCAGGCUUGUGUCAAGUUCAGAAGCAGUUUGUUUGUUUUUUAUAAUUUUUUAAAAUUAGUUUUCAAUUACAGUCCAAUAAUAGUCUCAUUAUAACAGUACCAAUUUAUAAUACCAAUCAUUCAAAUACCCAGUUAUAUAGUUUAGAUAAAGUGACCCCCUGCAUGCUAGAUUUGAUGGUUUGAUGAUUUUCUUUAUUUCUGCAUUCCAAAAUCUUAUUAAUUUCAUUUACAUUCUGGUCAUAAUAAUAAUCCCUUCUACAACAACUGCAAUAUUCAUAAUUUCUAUUUGUGUUGACACAUUAAAUGAUUUAUAAAACUACAAGUUAGGAACUCAAACUAUAUCCUUGUUCUUCCUGUGCGGCAAUUAUUCUGUCUGUGGUGUUUCUUCGGGUCCUUGUAAGAUGUUAUAUCUUUCCUUCCCCCGAUUGUUGCUGUUAUCCGUCAUGCCUUAGGCAGUGCUGAUAUCCUAUUGUUGUUCCAGAAAUGUCUCCGUCGCUCCAUCCCAUGCUUCGUUGUUUUGCAACUUUAACAGCUGCAAAAGUCACUCUAUCCCAGUAGAUAAUGUUCUCACCAUUUUUCCUCUCAGCCUGGGAAGAAGAGCGAUCUGUCGAACUGUAGAUGACUCAGUAAAGAACCUUAUCCGUUCCUUUGCAGUUCACAAGCUCCUUUCAUCCUUCCUUCCAACUGAAGAUAUAUGAGCAAUUAUACUUCCAAUUAAAUUAAAUUCCAAGUCCUUUUAGCAUUACUCAGUUCACUCCAUAAAUAAUAAAAGAUGGGGAAGAGUCAGCUCUAAGUUUUCAUCGUAAACCUUUUGCAAAAUACAGCUCCCUCCAUUUUUCCUUUUCUUACACAUACAGUUCCGUUUGAUGCUAUAUUACAUAUUUAUAAUCCAAUUUCUUCCAUCCUUGCUUGUACAAUUAUAAUCUGUACUAACAUUCAGAGGAGCGUUGCCAAAUCAUAAAUGUAGAGAAUAAAACUUUAAAGAAACCGUAGGCUCCACUCCCACACCUUUUGCACCAAAUGAGGUCUUAUCUCAAGUUCACACCUUAAAGUCCUUGCAGUUGGUUUGUUCUGCAGUUUGUGAUCUCAUCUCUUAUAGCAUGCCCCUGUAUUUUAGUUCAAUUAAGCUCUAAUUAAUAGGAGAACCUCUGCUUCUUAAUGGUGUCAGAGGGUUUUCAGCAGGCAAAGUGCUUUUGCAUUGGGCACCUCCCUGCUCCCUGCAUCCAAUGCCGGAGCGAGAGCCAGGUACCGCGAUGAACUGCGAGUGAAGCCUAUUCCCUGGAGGGAAUUUGCAAGGAUAAUUACCCUCAAUAAUCCUUCUUUUUUCUUUGCCAACAAUCUCCCACUGUCAUGGAGGCUGCCUCCAUUAAGGCAGAGUGGAACCGGAAGCCAGGUUCAGAAGCAGUUUAGAUUGGCUUGGUUUGGACUGCAAGGAGUGACCACAAGGAGUUUUGCAGCUUUCAGUGCCAUUUUUGGUUAACUGCAGCUUGUCAUUUUGUCCAAACCAGGACAGAAAUUUCCCUACCACCAUAGAAAAUGAGCUUAUCACACCUGCAUGUGACAGAUAAUCUACCCAUUUAAAAAACAAAAAUGUGAUUGGAAAAUACAGCUUUAAGGGCUGCUCCUGGAAAAACUGCUUCUGUUGCUGGACCAGUUUUGUUAUUUAGUUGCAUUUCCUCUCCUUGUUUCUUUCUCUUCUGAUUCUAUGGAUCUUAAAUUUCUCCAAGCUGCUUGUAGUGGGGCUAUUUAUGUACAGAUUGCUCUGGGAUUUUGCAUGGCUUCUGUACACAAAGGUUUAUGCAAAUGAGAAAUAUAAGUAGUUUUGCAUAAUUCCUAAACAUUCUCGCUGUUUGUUGAGGAUUUAUGCUUCCUUUAGGGUCCCCAUUAGUUUUAAUUACCUGUAGAUUGCAUUUAAGGAGUUUCCAAAAGGAUCCUCACCUGUCCUGUUCUGUCCCCUCUCCAUCUUCUGUAAUAGUCAGUGUUCCUGUACUACUUGGAAAUAGUCCCUUGGUCUCCAUAUGUUGAUCUAUCAACUUGAGGACUGGAGUAGCUAACAGUGCAAUGCUCUCUAUAUAUAUGCAGGUAUAGGAUCACAGUUUAAAGUUGCACUAUUGAUGGGAAGUGUGAAAAGCAGGAUGUCCAGGUGGCACUGGAGAUGCUGAGCAAAUUAAUAAGUUAUGCCUUUGUUUUAAAUUUUGUGCUAUCCAUAAGUUGACCAGCAGAAAAAUUUGCAGGCUAGCUACUUUUUACUGGCUUGAAAACAAGACUUGAGUAUGGAAUCUCUAUCUUCUUACUACCCCGUCUGCUGUUUAGACUCCUAAAUAGCUGGGCAUGGAUCCCACUGCAUUAACACAGCAACUGAACAAUAUUUUUGUUGUGCGCAAGUUAAUUGAUUAGGUAUAUUGGUUCAAAGUGUCCAACUUGUUUGCUGGUGUGCGGGAAAAUGUCUAUCAAGAUCCUUACACAGUUAAUCAUGCAUGGUAAAUGAGAAAUUGCCUGUGACUCUUCCAAGGAAUGAAGUCUUCUGAACACGAUUGUUUUCCGAAUGGGAUGCAAUACUACAUUAAUAUUUCAACAGACUGUUUUAGGACUGUCUUCCAGAAUAGACACAAGACAUUAACAGCAAACAAAAAACAAAACUAAUGGGAAUGAAUGUUUGUGCAAGCAUUAUGUAAAUAUAUUGGAAAUUCCAGAGGUAGCAGGAUAUCAGACAAAUUUCACAGCUAUAGGUGUUAAUUUUUAUUGCCUACUGAUCUUGAAAGUCUUGUGCUAUUUGCCUACAAAUACAAUACUGGGUUCUGAUGUUCCAACGUGGUGGUUUCUGUUCACACCUCUUUUUUGCUAUCAUUGAGAAAAAGAGAGUGCUUUAUUUUUUAAAAAACAACUAAAUAAUUCAGUUAUAAUGUGGAAUUUUAUUUCUCUCCCCCCACCCUUUUCUCUCUCUCUGCUCAAUUAGCUAUUAGAUUAUGUGACUACAACAUUACUGUUCUCUGACAGAAAUGUCAACAGCAACUUGAUAUCGUGGAAUAGAGUUGUUCUGCUGCAUGGUAAAGUUUAAAUUUUACUGUUUUAUACAGGACUGAAGUACUUAUAGCCUUUAUAUAGCACCCUUAAAGUGUUGAAAGUACUUCACGUGUCUUGGCCUCAUUCAUAUGUGACACAUAGCCAUGGUUUACUUUAACCAUGGUUUGUGGUUGUUGAACCAAACCACAAGUUAGUGUAUAUUUUAAUGUACGAAAGGAGUCUUAAAAUACUAGACAGAAGUAAAUUGCUUCAGUUUCAUCAAACAUGUGAAGCAUGCAAAGGCCAAAACCUCACUUUAGUUGGAGAUGAUGAUUAAACUUGUUAGCCCCUACCUUUUUUGGGGGGGCUAAAAGUAACUCAAAGCAACUUACAAAAUUAGGUAUGUGUUCAAUACUUAAGUUUUCUGUACUUUAACUGCAGGUCCUCCAGGAACUGGUAAAACUUCGCUAUGUAAAGCACUGGCCCAGAAGCUGACUAUUAGACUUUCUCAUAGGUAAUUCAGAUAAUUGUUUGGUAUCUUAAAAAUUAAAAUAGUACCUAGUCUAAGAGCUCUGCUUUUCAAAAGUAGACUAUUCCUGUGCUAUGCAGCUCCUUUUCAUUUUCCUGUGACUUGCAGGAGAGAAUUUUCCAGCGGAUUGUUCCUCGGACAUCUUCCCUCUGUUUUGUGCCUCCUCACCGGCAAGAUGAACUCUUGGGUGGAAGAAAUUAAAAGCAAUGCUAUGCAUUUGUUUUAGAAAGUGAGAAAAUAUUAUGUCCCAAAGUAAUUGAAAUAACUUAGCUAUUGAAAUUCUAAAUUAUUUAACAAAUAAUGAUAGGUUGAGCACUUUUUAUAAUGACAAGUUGGGCACGUUUUCAGUGGGGAUCUAAGAACAUACCUAGGUGCUUGCAGCUUUAAUGGGAAAGUUAACAGGCUGGACCAUGCUGUGUGAACUUAGAUUUCACCAGGGUCCUUGGGGAAAUGCCCUUACGGAUAAGUUGGAAACAUAGGAAGUUGUCCUGUGCCGUCAGAGCAUUUGUUCGCCUCACUCAGCAUUGUUGACAGUGACUCCCCAGUGUUGCAGACUCCCCGCUCUGCCUGCAGAUGCCACUGAGGACUCACCCAGGGACCGUUUGCAAGUGGAGCGUCAGGCUGCAGCCCUUGCCCUCGACUUAAUUUCACUUUCUUCAGGGUUAUCACUGCACUCCUGGACUUUUCCCUUUGAGCUAUAUGAGCACCAGCAGCAUUAAUGAUAUUCCUUCUUUUACUGAGCUGAUUUUUCACUUAAAUUUUAGAUAUCGCUAUGGACAGCUGAUAGAGAUAAACAGCCAUAGCCUCUUCUCCAAGUGGUUUUCUGAGGUAAGUAUUUAUGCAACAUUCUUAGCGGUUUUGUGAUUCGGAGAAUGUUUCUUGCCUAUGCAGUGGUUUAAAGAUACUGUCAAAUUUGUCCAGUAGUUAGGGUUCUUAUGCUGUGUCUUAGCACACGGUUCUUUUUACUUUUUGGUGUAAAAGUAAAUACUGUAUCCAUGAACCUGAUGCAGAGAAAAUAAUGUUCUCCAGUACAGCCCUUUAGACAAAAUGAAGUGGAUUGUGGAGAACUACCUCAUGCGACAAUACACAGUAAGAAAAAUUGCAGAGCCUUAAUAAGUGGAGUGAAUGGCUAACCCUCCUUUUAGCACGGGAACCCCGUCAUUUCUCCAGCCUUCUGCUUCUUGCACCACCAGGAUAUCUCUGUAACAUGUACUUGGUCUACUGCAGCAAUUGACAACCUUUUAGGCCACAUUUGGAUUUCUGAGAAAGUGCCAUGGAUACUACUCCCUCUAGUCGCUGCUCUUCCCCUUCCCUCGCUUGGAUCAGGCCUCUCUGAGAGACAGAAAACAUGCACACACAACACUUUUUUUAAAAAACAACCCCACAUUUCUAAAUAUAUUGACAAAGUUGUGUCAAAGUAUAUACAGCAAAAUUAUUAGUUAUAACAGAUAUGCAAUGAUUGUGCAUUGCUUAGAUUGGUGACCAUGAGUAAAAUGUAUUUUGUAUCAGUAACAAUAAGUAUUUAUAGGAAUUUUUAGGAAGGGGGUGAGGAAGAGAAGAAGGAAGAAAAUAAAAUGUGUACUUCAUGCACGCCAACUGUGCUGUAAGCUUUGGGUUCUGUUCUACCAUAUACCUCAUUAUUUGUGUAAUCAAUAAAGUCACAUUGGGCUACAUAAAAAUUCUAAUGUUUCUUUUGACCUCUUGCUUCUUUAAUUUUUGCGACAAUUUUUCCAGUAACGCUGUUUGGCAAAUUGCUGCUCCACGAGUAACAAUUGUAACUAUUUCCAUGUCCUGGCAAUAAUUGUUCUUGCAGUGGUUAAAGAUGUAUUAUGAGUCCGUUGUUCUAAUUUGCAACAUUUCGUGACUUUGCAAGUUCAGUAGUGCUAGUCAGGGGGUCUGUCUGCAUUGUAAUCAAAGGUAUUUCCAUAAAUACAAGGGAUCUGUGUAAAGCCUGGAUCCAGUAGAACUACUCUGAUUCCUGAAAAGCACAUAGAGCUGAAAAAGGAAGUGGGAAAGAGUGUCCGUCUUCCAGCUUCCUUUGGUGCUAUGUUCUUUUCAAGGAAGAAAAAGUUAACGGCCUUCACCACCUUAUAUCUGGUGAGGGAGAGGUUUUAUGGCUGAUCCCUGAUUUAGCAUAUUGUCUAAGACUGCAAUUCUGUACUUGCUUACCUGGGAAUAAGUCCAACUGAACACAGUGGAUUGUGGUGCUAGAAGACGAACAAAGCAGGACACCUAGCUUGCCUUCUAAAACCACAGAGAAGGAACUACAAUGGGAACAAAUCAGCAACUCUGCUUGAUUCUUCCUGUUAGCAAAAAAUGUUUGUUCAUUCUAAGCCAGGUGGAGAGCACUGUGUGUGCAGUCUCACCUGCAAAUUCCAUGAGUAUCCUCUGCCACCUAGGCUUCUUGGAGGCCCCAUCCGCUGCAUGGCCCUGCGCCCUGCUAGAAUGUUAACACCCCUUUUCAGGUUCUCCAUCAUCCCCACCAAGGGAGGUUGAGCCCACAGGUCAAGAACAGUUCUGUUUCUGCUGCCGCUAUAGCUGUUGUGGCAGCAGCAAGUGCCCAUGUUUGGUCACCAGAGGGGAUUGGGAAAGUGCCAAAUGGCAAGACUGGGAGAGCAGAAAGGAAUGCAUUAUUUUAUACACAUCCAUUUUUUUCCUCAGAGUGGCAAACUGGUUACCAAAAUGUUCCAGAAGAUUCAAGAAUUAAUUGAUGACAAAGAUGCCCUUGUAUUUGUACUGAUCGAUGAGGUAUGGCCACAGCAUCAUUUUAAAUGUUAAAACAUUGGCUGCAUUACAUUUCUGGGUCAUGGUGGGAGAUAAAAUGACAGAAGGGGCGAUUUUGAUUGGCAAGAAGAUUAUCAUAUUAUUUUAGCAUAACUUAUUUUCAGUCCCUUUUUACAUUUAUGAUAAUGGUGUUUGAGAGUUGCUGUAGAUGGCAACUUAGUUGACAGGACAAGGAAAGUCCUAAAUGUGACUGGUUGAGUUGUUUUGCAUAGAUGCCUCCUGAAUGUAGGACAGAGUAGCUGUACACACAUUAAAUACAUGUGCUACUGUGAUUACUGUUUCUAAAAAUAUGAGAGAGAGCUACUUUUGUUUGUUUGUUUUUGUUUAAGGUGGAAAGUCUCACAGCAGCACGUAGUGCUUUUCGGGCAGGGACAGAACCUUCUGAUGCCAUCCGGGUUGUAAAUGCAGUCUUGACACAAAUCGAUCAGAUCAAAAGGUAACAAGCCAAAUUUAUAACUUUUUCUGGAAGGGUAUAAAUUGCCCAGGAACAAUUGGAAGGCACAAAAGCAAAGGAGCUACUUUACAAGAUCUGAUUAGUAGGUCCUAAUAAGGCAAUGUUUAUAUCCUCCCAUCUGGCAUAAAAUAUGAUCAGAUGAUAUUUGCCAUUCUUACAGGAUAAUUGCUCCAUCCAGGUUUCAUUGGAAAGCAUCCAGAUUCAUUUGUCCAGUUCUGAGUGGGUCCCUUUAGUUGUUGAGGCAGUAGGUAUCCCUACAACACUUUUGUGCAGUCCCAGUGUCCUUUGGAGUCCUCUAAACCUCAGCUUUCACCUUUUAGAUUCAAAGUACGUUCUUAGCUAUUGUAGUCGCAGAGUGGCAUGGCAAAAAUUUCAGAUUAACUCCUUCAGGUGCAGUCACCAGCCAUGUACCCAAGAGGCUAUCAAUGCAAAUGUAACUGACAGUGGAAACUUUCAAGUGUUGAACCUAUGAAAUGAGUGUUACAACAUCUGUGUGUGUUUCUUAAAGGUAUCCUAAUGUAGUUAUCUUGACGACCUCAAAUAUCACGGAGAAAAUUGAUAUGGCCUUUGUGGACAGAGCAGAUAUCAAGCAAUACAUUGGCCCACCUUCUGCCGAAGCAGUGUUCAAAAUAUAUCUUUCUUGCUUGGAGGAACUAAUGAAGGUAAACUCUCAGAAGCUCUUAUCAUCCACAUUGUAUCAAAUCCUUAGAGGCACGACUAGCAUCCUAGAAUUCCAACAAAACAUUAGAAUGUGGGCCCUCACAGUAAAACGCUGUGUAUGUGUGAGACUGUUAGGAUAUAGUUCCAUUCCACCUUUAGAACAGAUGUGUGGAUUGUUGUAUGUCACAUGUCUGUUUACUUCCAGCACAGUCUGCUGGGGACUUCCGUUGUAUAUUGCUUUUGCUAUGCUGCUGUUUGCUGGGACACGAAGGGAAGCAGACAUGUUUUUCCUUUGUUCCUGAUGCUGAAUACACGCCUGUAAAUAUGCUUACAUAAGCCUCUGUCCGCCACUUCCGUUGUGAAAAGUUACUUACUCUGCUGAUUAGAGCGUGCUCAGUCUCUGAAGGCUUCUGAGGCUCAAGUUGCUGAUAGAUGCUGUUCCAAGAACCGGAGUUCGCCCUGCUGCUGGCCGGUGGCUGGAGCCAGCUGGGGGCCUGCCAAAUGCCCCCGUCUCCCUGGAUGCAUCCCAACGGAGAUGCCCUCUUUGCUCAAGCAGGAGGCAGCCCCAAGUCAGUGCAGAGGGGGGUGUUGGUGAGGCCUCCCUCCUCUAGCAAGUGACAGUGUGGUCAGGCUGGCUCUGGCUUUCCCUUGGCUGUGAGAGAAGGUGAGGUUUGCUGAGCUGUCCGAUUGGGUGCCCAGGCUUUCUCCACCUCCCAUCCAGCUAUAAAGGGAGGGCUAUCUUGUGAUCACCUGCCACCCUUCUGAGGGAAGGAGGAGAAAAGGACUGGGCAGCUGCUGAAGCUCAGCAGAGCCAUGAGGAAAAUCCUAGGGGCGUCUCAACUCUCUCCCUUUUCCUCAGUCCUGGAAUAGGGAAGUCAUUGUUCCCUUUGAAUGAGCAACCUGACCCUUAAAGGAAAUGGAACACAUUCCUUCUCUUCUCUCCACCCCACAUGAGCCCAGAGCAUCUGUUUCACAGGAGAGGGAGGGAGGCGUGAGCAGUUCGUUUCUGCCACUUUUCAGGGUUUAAAAAACCUUUUGGCUUUUUCAAAAAAAAAAAUCUGCUUCUCCAUACCUUGGUGUUUGCAUACCUUGGGUCUGUUUGUCCCUAUUGUUGCUUUUCUGCUUACAGAUGUUUGAUUAUCGUUGUUCCAUCAUUUACCUCUGAAUGCUCAUUACGUUACUUACCUGCGUUAGAUAAUGGUGAGCUACUAGUAGACAGCAUGUGGGGAGUUUUUAAAAUAAAAAAUAUAAUUUGUUUUUGGGUUGUAACCAGGGCCCCCAGGGUGGUAUACAAAACAUUCAAACAAACCAGAUUGAGAAAAGAACUGUGUGUGUGUGUGUGUGUGUGUGUGUGUUUAAGCAAACCUCUGAGGAGUGGAAUAACCUCCACAAUCUGCAAAUCAUUAAGAGCUGUGUGGAAUAGACAUUGUUUUUACUUCCCACCUGAAGGUGAACCCAGGUGAGGCCAGUCUCGCCUCCCUUGGGAGGGAGUUCCAGCUGGAAUGAUCCUGUGUGUUCCCCCCAACCUUUGUUAUGUUUUGAGUAGUAAUGCACUUGUGAGAUUUAUGCAUUUCUUACAGAUAAGAUCUUUUUCCUCCCAAGUGCCAGAUAAUAUAUCCUCGACAGCAGCUGCUGACACUCCGUGAGCUGGAGGUGAUCGGUUAUUUAGACAGUGAUGUGUCGAAACUGAGUCUCAUAUUGAGAGAAAUUUCAAGGUAGGAUUCCUGGUUUCAUUUAAUCUGUCUUUUAAUUUUACCCUCACAUGUAAAGUGAAGGUUGUGGUUCUUCACUUACUCUCCCAUGAAAUCAAAUGCUUGUGUUUUCAGAAUACAGGCCAAAGUGAGAAAUUAUCCUCUGCUGUUUCUUGAUGGAUCUGUGCAGGUUUAGUACUUUUUUGGGGGGGAUAAGCAAAUAAUGCAGCUUCUAAUAGGGUAAUAAAAUUCCCUGAUUUUUAAUGAGCUUUUUGCUAGAGGAAAACUAUUAUAACUUAGUGCAGCACUGAAAAUGCAAGUGCUUAUGGCAAGUAUGAAUUGCGUCCAGGUGACCCAGAAGGGAGAAGCCUUUCCAAAGGGAAAUUAACUGGUCGUCCUCUUCCACAUGUGAUCAACAUAGGUAUGUGGGCCACUGCAUUUUAUGGUCUAGGACAGGCUUCCUCAACCUCGGCCCUCCAGAAGUUUUUGGCCUACAACUUCCAGGAUCCUUAGCUAGCAGGACCAGUGGUCAGGGAUGAUGGGAAUUGUAGUCUCAAAACAUCUGGAGGGCCAAGGUUGAGGAAGCCUGGUCUAGUAGCUUCUGUGAUCUAAGGCUAGUUCUGUCCUUUUUCUUGAUAUUUCAUCACACUCUUUCUCAGGGAAUGUAGAAUUGUUUUGUGGUCUUUGAAUAACUUUCUGAAAUAAUUAAUAAACGUUCAAUAGUGAACAAGAGUUGCUGCACUUUAUCUGCAAAAUGCCUUUCCUUGUCACAAAGUAAAUUGCAAGAAUAACAAAAGGAAGACUUUUUUUCUUUUUAAAAAGUAAACCAGCUUUUCAUGUCAAAUACAUCAAGGCAUAUACCUACAAAAAAAGCAAUGGAAGAAGUCAUUCUGGUUCUGGGCAAGGCUUAGAACUCCUCUCCACUCCCAACAUCCAAAUAUCAGCAUAGAGGGAACUUUCUGUAGGAAAACUGAGUUCCCAGCUGCAGUCUGAACAAGUACAGUCUUAUCUCCUCACCCGCUCUUUGUGAUAACUAGGUCUAAGGGAGACUCAGUUCUGAACACCACAGCUGCUGACUACCAACAAGAAGAGAUGUUGUAGAAAUUACCAGUCUCGUAUCCUAAUUUUGCUAUUCAUAGCACACUUAGCACUUCCUUAUGUGCUUGUAUUUGUGAACGUGAGCCUGAUGCCUCUCCUGCUUCUGUAUUUAAUACAGGAAAAGUGAAGGACUUAGCGGCCGUGUUUUAAGGAAACUUCCUUUUCUGGCACAUGCACUUUACAUUCAGGUAAGGCCCUGCUCCUUGUUCUUGUUACUGCAGGGACGGGCCGUCUUCACUUGCUGGCUUCCUCUGACCCAGGGAUUUGGUGCCAACAGCACCUACUCUUUGUUGACCCAUUUCAGGCUUCUGUAUAUGGCUUUUGGAACUUGCUCUAAUGUAUUUAUUGCCCAUUGGCUUUCCCCCAGUUUUGAUGGAAUUUAGCAAUUCACCUUCUGCUUGUAAAAUGCUGAUGCCAUGGGGCCAGUCCCUCCCUCUCUUAUGUGAUGGAUACACUUACCUUGACACUGGUUUUACUUUUAUUUUUAUUCUAGUCACCUAACGUCACAACGACAGCUUUCCUUCAAGCCUUGUCACUUGUGGUGGACAAGCAAUUUGAAGAAAGAGCAAAACUUGCAGAUUGCGUUUGACAAUUCUCCUUCCUCCUCCAGUGCUUGACUGAGUAGAACACUUCCAUUAGUUACUCUGUUGUAUUGUCUUUCUGCAUGAUUGUUAGGACUUAUUAAGGAACCUGUAAAAACCUGAAUAAGAAGUAGGGAAAUGUAUAGUUUUUUCAAUGGUGUGUUUCCAAGUGCAGUUUAGGCAUAGAAACUUUAUAUACACUGAAGAGCUUUAUUUCAUUUGAGCUGUAAACCUGAUUAAUUCCUAAAAAUAACUAUUUUUGUCACUGUUCAUGUACAUUUUUUAAAGCUGUAUUGGAAAUUCUGCACUUUGUGUACCUG
Messenger RNA from Podarcis lilfordi (Lilford's wall lizard), 15845 nucleotides. The record is from the annotation of a GenBank genome assembly. NCBI's taxonomy places the organism in Eukaryota, Metazoa, Chordata, Lepidosauria, Squamata, Lacertidae.